AUGCAUAUAUAUUCGUGUCACCUUCGGCGGCCACUGUACAGGUGUCCUAUUUGCGAUGUUUCUUCAACAUAUCACAUCUCCAAUAUUCGGGUUCAUAUUAAGAAAGUCCACAACGUCAUGAGCGAGCCCAUUUGCUUAAAGGAAGAAUAUGAGAACGAAGUGAACGCUUUCUUAUACAGUUGCUUCGGAGAUCAUCAAAUUUUCCGGCGACAAGAUCCAGAUGUUGUAGCAUGCCUUGUCGAUAUCCUUAACCACGUCAGUAACGGCUUACCGGCGUCCAUGGCUUCGUUGGCAGGUUUCCGCUCCCGAAAUGGUGGUAAAGGAAAUCCAGAUCCGUUUUCAUCAGCAGCGAAUUUUAGUGAGCACCCAACAAUCUUAACUCGAAGCCAGUCCCGAAACACUUGUAGAUUGUGCUUUGAGUCUAACGUGAAACAUUUGGAGCGGCACGUUUUACAGCAUCACAUAAAACAGCCAAUGUUCUUGUGUCCUUGCUGCAACUUCAGCAGCUGCUAUUCAUCAACGUCGGUCAAGGAUCAUAUUAAGACUCGUCACAGCAUGUUUGAUCCCGUGCCGCUGGAUGUGAGGGAAGAAUACGUAGAACUCAUUCAAACGGUUUACAACCAGUGUUUCGUUGACGAGACUAGUGUGCUGGUUAAUAGGAUUGCUUUCAAGCAGUAA
This is a messenger RNA of Ostertagia ostertagi, 678 nucleotides long. NCBI's taxonomy places the organism in Eukaryota, Metazoa, Nematoda, Chromadorea, Rhabditida, Trichostrongylidae. The record is from the annotation of a GenBank genome assembly.